AUGUCGACCACAGAGACUGCCUCGCCUAUUGGCAUUGCCAAUCUCCCCAACCAGCGACACAAGAUUGUUGCAAAGCGGGGUGCGGCAUUCACAAUUAUGGUUGCCGGAGAGUCGGGAUUGGGAAAGACCACCUUCAUCAACACCUUGUUCUCUACCACCAUUAAGAACUAUGCCGACCACAAGCGCCGCCACCAGAAGCAGGUUGACCGCACCGUCGAGAUCGAGAUCACGAAGGCCGAGCUGGAGGAGAAAUUUUUCAAAGUCCGUUUGACUGUCAUCGACACCCCCGGCUUCGGCGACUAUGUCAACAACCGCGACUCGUGGCAGCCGAUUAUCGAGUUCCUGGAUGACCAGCACGAGUCUUAUAUGCUCCAGGAGCAGCAGCCCCGCCGUACCGAUAAGAUUGACAUGCGUGUGCAUGCCUGUUUGUAUUUCAUCAGACCCACCGGACACACCCUGAAGCCUCUCGAUAUCGAGGUGAUGAAGCGCCUGAGCUCUCGUGUUAAUUUGAUCCCUGUUGUUGCCAAGGCCGACACCCUCAGCCACGCCGACCUGGCCAAGUACAAGGAGCGCGAGGAUGACGAGCACGCCGCCACCCACGCCCGUAGCCUGAUGGCCGCCAUGCCUUUCGCCGUCAUUGGUUCCGAGAAGGACGUCAAGGCCAACGAUGGCCGUGUCGUGAAGGGCCGUCAGUACGCCUGGGGUGUUGCCGAGGUUGAGAACGAGGACCACUGCGAUUUCAAGAAGCUUCGCUCCAUCCUGAUCCGUACCCACAUGCUCGACCUCAUCCACACCACCGAGGAGUCACACUACGAGGCCUAUCGCGCCCAGCAGAUGGAAACCCGCAAGUUCGGCGAGGCCCGACCCCGCAAGCUGGACAACCCCAAGUUCAAGGAGGAAGAAGAGAACCUGCGCAAGCGCUUCACCGAGCAGGUCAAGGUGGAAGAGCAGCGCUUUCGCCAGUGGGAGCAGAAGCUUAUCUCCGAACGAGACAGACUCAACAAGGACCUCGAGGCCACUCAUGCCGCUAUCAAAUCCCUCGAGCAAGAGAUCGAAAGCCUUCAGGGCUCUGGCACUCGCAGCCACGGGAAGCAGUUCUGCAACAAACGCCAUGCGCUCGAGCAAAUUCCCGACACGGCAUCUUCACACCCUCAAAACACACAAUGGUCGGUCGCAUGCCCACCGUCUUCGCGGGGCCAGGAACUAACAGUUUCGUACGCGCCAGGCCCGAUCAAUGCAGUGACUUUUUCCAGUUCCCCCGGCACCUAUGUCCUCACAGGCUCCACGGACCGUGCUGUCCAUCUUUCGCGCGCGGUUCCUAGUAAUGCCGAAAACUCUACGAUAGCGAUAGAAACUUCCACCCCUAUCCAGCGCUACGAGGCUCACGGCUACGCGGUACUCGAUGUUGCAGUUGCCACAGACAACGCGCGCUUCGCCAGCGUAGGAGGCGACCGACAAGUCUUUCUAUGGGAUGUUGAACAAGGCAAUACUACCAGGCGAUGGAGUGGACACAACAGCAGGGUAGAGGCGGUCCAAUUUGCGGGCGAGGGAGACUCAGUUGUUGUUUCUGGUAGUGCAGAUACGACCAUCAAUCUCUGGGAUACUCGCUCGAAAGACUACAAGCCCAUCCAGACUCUCUCAGAAGCAACUGAUACGGUCUCAUGUCUGCAUGUGCACAUGUCCACCUACUCUAUUGCUAGCGGUAGCUACGACGGUCAUGUGCGCGUUUACGAUGUCCGCAUGGGUAAGACAACCGUGGACGUUCUCGCACAUCCGGUCACCAGCGUGCGGUGCUCUGCAGACGGCAAUGCACUGCUAGCUUCUACCCUUGACAGCCACAUUCGUAUGCUGGACCGCGCGGAUGGAAAACUCCUCGCAGCCUUUGCUGGAUCGCCCAAGAAACAUGACCAGUCUGAUCGGACUCUCCUCGGUUCACGGCCGCAACAUACCUAUCGGAAUUCCGAGCUUCGGGUUCGUUCUGUGUUUGCGCAGAACGACGCCAUUGUCCUGAGUGGCUCAGAAGCUGCCAAGGGCGACGGAUCAGAAGUCGGGGCUGCGGUUUUUGCGUGGGAUGUGCUCAGCAGAGAGGUUGUUGCGACAGUGCCUAUGGGGGGCCAAGUCAAAGCUGUCAGUAGCGUUGCAUGGAAUGAGAAAGGAAAUUGGGCUGCCGGAUGCUCAGAUGGUAAGAGGCUUCGCAAGAGAACAAUUUGA
This is a messenger RNA of Penicillium macrosclerotiorum, 2211 nucleotides long. RefSeq names its product septin CDC12 (gene aspC). Gene Ontology annotation, cellular component: septin complex; cell division site; microtubule cytoskeleton. The record is from RefSeq and is a predicted model, not a curated record. The transcript has 9 exons. Lineage: Eukaryota; Fungi; Ascomycota; Eurotiomycetes; Eurotiales; Aspergillaceae. Bases 1 to 2211 code for a protein of 736 amino acids. Gene Ontology annotation, biological process: cytoskeleton-dependent cytokinesis. Gene Ontology annotation, molecular function: protein binding; GTPase activity; GTP binding.